This is a messenger RNA of Hevea brasiliensis (rubber tree), 2919 nucleotides long. RefSeq lists its product as uncharacterized. The transcript has 23 exons. Gene Ontology annotation, biological process: ubiquitin recycling; proteasome-mediated ubiquitin-dependent protein catabolic process. Gene Ontology annotation, molecular function: ubiquitin binding. Lineage: Eukaryota; Viridiplantae; Streptophyta; Magnoliopsida; Malpighiales; Euphorbiaceae. The coding region runs from base 199 to 2484 and encodes 761 amino acids. Gene Ontology annotation, cellular component: nucleus; cytoplasm. The record is from RefSeq and is a predicted model, not a curated record.
CGAGAAAAAAAAAAAAAACAAAUCGGGGCAGGGGCUCGUGAAUUUUGCAAAGAAGGUACUUGGCUUGGAAGUUAGGAAUAGGAAGUCAUUACGCUUCGCUUUAGAUGCUUCUCAUUGCAAUUGACUCCUUUUACUCCUAAAGCCUUUCACUCUCUGUCUCUGUUUGUCUGUCUGCUUCUCUACAAGAGAUUUACUCUUAUGGACAUGGAGAUUGAUUUCAAACACUACAAAUUGAGCUCCGAGCUUCGAGGUCACGAAGACGACGUUCGUGGUAUAUGUAUAUGUGGCGAUACUGGCAUUGCGACUUCAUCUAGAGACCGGACUGUGAGGUUUUGGCCUCUUGACCCAUCAGACAAGUGCAAGUAUGCAUCAUCAAAAAUUUUGUUGGGACAUUCAAGUUUUGUAGGUCCAUUGGCUUGGAUUCCACCAAAUGAAGAGUACCCAGAAGGUGGGAUUGUCUCUGGUGGCAUGGAUACACUGGUUUUGGUGUGGAACUCGAGUACUGGAGACAAGGUGCAGGUUUUGAGGGGCCAUCAGUUGCAAGUCACUGGCAUUGCAUUGGAUAAUGGGGACAUUGUGUCAUCCUCUGUUGAUUGUACUUUGAGACGAUGGAGGAAAGGCCAGGGUAUCGAGUCUUGGGAGGCUCAUAAGUCAGCUAUACAGGCAGUGAUAAAGCUGCCUUCUGGUGAGCUUGUUACAGGUUCAAGUGACACAACUUUAAAACUUUGGAGAGGGAAGACAUGUUUGCAUACUUUUGUGGGCCAUACAGAUACAGUUAGAGGCUUGGCAGAGAUGCAUGGAUUGGGUAUUCUUUCUGCAUCACAUGAUGGUUCAAUAAGGUUAUGGGCAUUAACUGGCCAAGUAUUGAUGGAGAUGGUUGGUCAUACUUCCAUUGUCUAUUCGGUUGAUUCACAUGUGUCUGGACUUAUUGUCAGUGGUAGUGAAGAUUGUUCGGCUAAGAUCUGGAAAGAUGGAGUUUGUGUUCAGAGCAUAGAGCAUCCUGGUUGUGUUUGGGAUGCCAAAUUCUUAGAAAAUGGUGACAUUGUGACAGCAUGUUCAGAUGGAGUUGUACGUAUCUGGACAUCGCAUCAGGAUAGGAUUGCAGAUCCACUAGAUCUUGAGUCAUAUGUUUCCCAACUUUCUCAAUACAAGUUAAGCAGGAAGAGGGUUGGAGGACUGAAAUUGGAAGAUUUGCCAGGGCUAGAUGCUUUACAGAUUCCAGGAACUACUGAUGGCCAGACAAAAAUUGUCAGAGAAGGGGACAAUGGUGUAGCAUAUGCUUGGAAUUUGAGAGAGCAGAAGUGGGAUAAAAUUGGCGAAGUUGUUGAUGGACCGGAUGAUGGCAUGAAGCGACCUGUUCUUGAUGGAAUUGAAUAUGAUUAUGUAUUUGAUGUUGAUAUCGGAGAUGGUGAACCCAUUCGAAAGUUGCCAUAUAAUCGAUCAGAUAAUCCAUACUCUGUUGCUGAUAAGUGGCUCAUCAAAGAGAAUCUUCCUCUUUCCUAUCGUCAACAAAUUGUAGAUUUCAUACUCCAAAAUUCUGGACAAAGAAGCAUUGCUCUUGAUUCAUCAUUCCGUGACCCAUACACUGGUGCAAGUGCUUAUGUACCUGGGCAACCUUCUAACUUGUCUGCUGUAUCAGCAAAGCCUACUUUCAAGCAUAUUCCCAAGAAAGGAAUGCUAGUUUUUGAUGGGGCUCAAUUUGAUGGGAUCCUGAAAAAGAUAAAUGAGUUCAAUGAUGCUCUUCUAUCUGAACCAGACAAAAAGAACUUGUCCUUGUCAGAGCUUGACAUAUCCAGACUUGGUGCAAUUGUUAAAAUUUUAAAGGACACUUCCCAUUAUCAUACUAGUAAAUUUGCAGAUGUUGAAAUUGCUUUGCUGUUGAAAUUAAUGAAAUCUUGGCCGGUAGCAAUGCUAUUUCCGGUUAUAGAUAUCCUGAGGAUGAUCGUCUUACACCCAGAUGGGGCGAGUGCACUUCUCAAGCAUGUUGAGGAUGGAAGUGAUAUACUAAUGGAAGUGAUUAAGAGAGUUACAACAAAUUCUCCGCUGCCUCCGAACCUUUUAACCAGCAUUCGUGUGGUAACUAACCUAUUCAAGAAUUCAUGCUAUCACAACUGGCUACUAAGGCAUCGCAGUGAGAUUCUUGAUGCAUUUUCAAGUUGUUAUUCAUCAUCAAACAAGAAUUUGCAUUUGUCUUAUUCUACCUUGAUACUCAAUUAUGCUGUUCUGUUAAUAGAAAAAAAGGGUCAAGAAGGUCAAUCACAAGUUCUUUCAGCUGCUCUUGAGAUUGCAGAAGAGGAAAAUGUAGAAGUUGAUUCAAAAUUCCGGGUUUUAGUUGCCAUUGGAUCACUGAUGCUUGAUGGUCUGGUGAAGCAAAUAGCUUUGGACUUUGAUGUUGAGAACAUUGCCAGAAUAGCUAAGACUUCUAGAGAUGCCAAGAUUGCUGAAGUUGGAGCUGACAUUGAACUGUUAAUAAAACAGCAUUGAAUCUGUUUCCUGGUUGAGGUUUGUGUAACAAUCAACACUUAGCAGGAACUCAUGAAAGGAACUCAUAAAAAGAAAUUAACAGCAUGAAUUGUUGUUUUAACCUUCAGUUGGAAGAGGAAACCUGGUCAUGAUAUCUAGAGAUAUGCAAGACAACGUUGAUUUGCAGCAAGUUGAUCUAUUAUGCUUGCAACUUUCUGGAAUGUUUUGCUGGACUUCUAAGUGAAGGUGUAAUGUGGUUAAAAAGAAAAGAAUAUAGUUACAAUUGGAUCCUUCAAUUGUAUCAGACCUAUGGACAAAGGAAAGCAAUUGCUGAUGAAUUCUGAAAAUCAUUUAGUUUUUAGCUGAACAAUCAUGUUCCUUGAUCAAUUUCUGUAUGUACUGCUUUUAUGCUUGACGUUAGAGCCAAUUAAUUGAGUUGCUUUAUUAUAGUUGAAA